Messenger RNA from Leguminivora glycinivorella, 2710 nucleotides. RefSeq names its product zinc finger protein 436-like. Gene Ontology annotation, biological process: regulation of transcription by RNA polymerase II. Lineage: Eukaryota; Metazoa; Arthropoda; Insecta; Lepidoptera; Tortricidae. The transcript has 2 exons. Bases 416 to 2110 code for a protein of 564 amino acids. The record is from RefSeq and is a predicted model, not a curated record. Gene Ontology annotation, molecular function: DNA-binding transcription factor activity; zinc ion binding; RNA polymerase II cis-regulatory region sequence-specific DNA binding. Gene Ontology annotation, cellular component: nucleus.
UUUUGCACCUUCCUAGAUAGAUUCAAACACAUUCAAAUUUGAAUUUUUACUUGCUGAAAAAACGAUUUCGUGUAAUUAUUAUUCAGGUUGUAAUUUAAAACUUCAUGAUGAGCACAAACUUAAGGUACUAGUGAGGGAUAUUAUGCAGCACUGCGAACAUCGCGUGGAGGGUGACAGGCGAGGCGCCGCUCGACAUCCGCUGGCGCAGCCCUGACGGGCGGGCAUCGCCCUAGUUGCCCCUUCGCAUCGAACGGUUGCGUAGUAGUGAUCGCGAGCCCUAGCCGCAGAACCCUGUUAUUAUUUCAACUCAGUGUCUAUAUUUGUUUCUAAUCGAUAUUUUCUUUGUCUGACUGUGAUUCGUUCGAGUGUUCGGUUUGGAUUCGUAUCGUUCAAAGUAAUUUCUACGGACUUGAAAAUGGAAGAUUCCUAUAUAAUAGCAAAUUUCCACACGCUAUGUCGCUUGUGUUUGAACAAGAGCUCUCUGAUGGUUUCGAUUUUUGGAGCCGCGCCUGAUGAUGAAACCAAUUCGGCACUAACCUCGAAAAUCGCCGAAUUUGCGGAACUUCAGAUGGACCCUAAUGAUGGCCUUCCUGGAAGAAUCUGCUACAAAUGCUUGUUUAAAGUAGAUAAAUGUUCCAAAUUUCGCCUUCAAUGUAUCCAGAAUGAAACAAGACUGAGACAGAUCACAAAUAGAGUAAAUGAACAAGAAAAUUCUAAUUCCUCAGAGAUGUCCAAUUUCUACACCUCCACGCAAGAGGUAAGCAAACAAGAUUACAUUGUAGAAGACAGUGUAGUUAUGGUAGUAGAUCCCAGCCUAGACUAUGAUUCCUCAGAGGAGUCUGAUAAUGCAGACCAACCCGACGCUGAUACCACUGAACAUAACAACACCCCAGAUGGAGACCAUAUGCCAGAGUCAUUCUUCAAUAAUGUUGCCAUGUGCCAGUAUUGUGAUCAAGCCUUCAUUACUCAAGAUAAGUGUAAAGAACACGAGGUUACUUGCCAUGAUCCUAACCUACCAUAUAAAUGUAUAGAAUGCAGCUUGGUAUUCCCUGAGCGAACACAGUUUGUCCAGCAUAUCAAGCAAGUACAUGGCAAUGACAAGCCUUAUAACUGCCCGGAGUGUGACAAGGCAUUUAGCCGCAGAUCAGAUUUAAGGAAGCAUGCAAUAGUUCAUACUGGAAUCAGGCCAUUUCAAUGCCAAUACUGUCUGAAAAGCUUUUCUCGUAACACCAAUUUAAGCAAGCAUCUCAGGAUACAUGCGGGCCAUAAGCCACAUGUUUGCCCUUUAUGUCCGAGAAGCUUUGUGUGCCACAACGACUUACAGCGCCAUGUCCUAGUCCACUCUGGUAUGAAACCAUAUGCAUGCCGAAAGUGCCCUUUGACAUUUGGUAGAAGAGAUAAACUAAUCAAACAUGAAGUAAGGCAUGGACCAGCCAGUCCCAACCAAGAACAAGAAAUAGAUAAUGAGCAGGAGACACAGGACAUGGUGGUCAAUGUCAACCCUUACAGUAACUUAUUGACCUCUCCCACCCACCAAGGUGCCGACUAUGAUCUUCCUCGAGUACCAGACCACAUUUCUGGUGUUAGUAGUUUUAUUAACCAAAUACAUAAAACCUCUUCUACUUCAGGAAAACUAACUACAUCCCCUCCAAAACUAAAACCAGUAUCUAAUAAGAACAGGCCGAAAAAUAUAAAAUGUCAUCAAUGUCCAAAAAAGCUAUCCUCAUUAGAUGCAUAUAAGACUCAUGUUUCAAUAGCGCACAUUGGAAACAGAGGUUUCCAGUGCAAAAUAUGCUUUAAGAAAUUUUCUCGCAAGAAAGAUCUAGAUCGGCAUGUGACCCUUCACUCUGGAAUGAAGCCUUUCUCAUGCAGUCAAUGUGAUAAGAAAUUCAACAGGAAAGACAAACUUAAUGAACACGAGGAGACUCAUGAAUGCCUGGUUGUGAACUUGCCUUGUAUUGAAUGUGGGCUCACUUUUGAGAAGAAAGCAGACUUAGUGGCCCACAUUAAGUCCCACUUCACUGACAACUUUGAUGAGAAGCCGGAGAUAAAGAAGGAGGAUGAGCCCGAGUUCCCCAUAGAUGACAACUACUACGACUUGGAGACCUGAGACCAGGAGUUUGACAUUGAUAACUUUUCACUGAUUACUUGAACUGUGGCACUUCUAUAUACUAUAAACACCUCUGUCCUUAGAUAAAAUGUUUCAAUUCAUGUAAUACCAAAUCAUAUUAUAUUGGAUAAUUUAAAAACAUUAAGAUGAACGAUAUAGAUAGACUUAUUGUUGUAACUGUUAUAUUUUAAAGAAUUUUAAAUGUGAUUAUUAUAAAUAGUAUUAAAUUUAAAACUAGAUUAACACUAUUUUAACUUUUAUGGAGUAUCACAGUACAUAUAUAAUAAUAUAAUAUCUGUAAUUUCAUUAAUACCAUAACUUAAAGUGAACUACAGAAUGUUUAUCAAUUCUAUAGAACAAUCUCCAUUUUAAAAUUAUCAGAAAUAAUUCAUGUCGAUAUUAUAUGUUUACAAGAUAAUAUUAAAUAGAACAAUCUCCAUUUUAAAAUUAUCAGAAAUAAUUCAUGUCGAUAUUAUAUGUUUACAAGAUAAUAUUAAAUAGAACAAUCUCCAUUUUAAAAUUAUCAGAAAUAAUUCAUGUCGAUAUUAUAUGUUUACAAGAUAAUAUUAAAUAGAACAAUCUCCAUUUUAAAAUUAUCAG